CUGCGAAGUAGUUGCCGUGCGUGAAACAACUCCGUCAGGGACGAACGUUUUCACAAGUGAACUUGACGCUUUUUGGAUUCAUCAAUGAGCUCGUCCAGGCACUUGUAGCUGCUUGGAGUGAAGACCGGACUGGGAGACCGCUACCAGGAAAACGACCCGUUUUUUCUUCCAGUCGGGAUUCAACAUGAAAUUCUGGAUUUGUGUACUUGCUGUCAGCUGGGCAGUUGAAGCGGCACACGGGGGGACCAGCCAGGAGCCCUGUAAUGGGCUGGACUGUAGUGGAGGAUGUAACUGUAACCCAGAGAAAGGUGGCAGGGGGCGUCCAGGGGCAUUGGGGCCAGUAGGACCCGGUGGACCAGAGGGGUUCCCAGGUGACCAAGGCCCUUUAGGGCAAAAAGGAGAGAAGGGCCACUUCGGACGCAUGGGCCCCUCUGGGCUGAAAGGGGACAAGGGGCCCAUGGGCGUACCAGGGUUCCCAGGAAACGACGGAGUCCCAGGUCACCCAGGUCAGGACGGUGGCAGGGGUCUACCAGGGUUUGAUGGAUGUAACGGUACCCAGGGAGACCCAGGUCCCAGAGCUGUAGAUGGAGGAAUACCUGGAGCUUCAGGACUCCCUGGGCCUAAGGGUCCUAAAGGGCAGAAGGGAGAACCUGUAUAUGUUGGAACCAGUGAGGGAGCUCCUGGUUUGCCUGGACUGGACGGUAUACCUGGUCCUAGAGGCCCUAAUGGAAGGCCUGGGGACAUCGGCCCCAGUGGUCCUGAUGGUCCUGACGGAUUCCUUGGUAAUCCAGGUCCCCCCGGUCCCCCUGGUCCUGUAGGGAGCCCCAGCCUCGGCUUCCGGGGGGAGCCAGGUGCUAAGGGAAACACGGGGCCACCCGGACCUCGAGGCGUGCCCGGCGACGAGUCGCUAGUAGGCUCAUCUAUUACCACCAUCUACAAAGGAGAUAAGGGGGAAGGGGGUUACAAAGGAGUGCGUGGACCAUCUGGUAGACCCGGCCCACCUGGUCCUUUUGGCUAUCCUGGCGAGAAGGGAGAGAAUGGAAUUCUGGGGUAUCCAGGGGGACGGGGUCCUCCUGGUUUUAAUGGACCUCCCGGAUCUCCAGGAAGACCAGGAUUCACAGGCAGUCCAGGGUUCCCCGGGCAACCAGGCUACAGUGGACCUAAGGGUGACCAGGGGGAACAGGGGCCUCCCGGGCCCCCCAUCUACGCAGACACACAAGGGUUGGCUGUUCAAGGAGCACCAGGUGACAAUGGUAUUGACGGCUUCCCCGGCCAACCUGGUGACACUGGCUCUCCAGGGUUUCCAGGACAACCAGGACGACCAGGCGACUCCUUCGGCGAUGGUCGAGGAGGCAGCCCAGGGUUCCCUGGCACCUUAGGACCUAAGGGAGAGAGGGGUAACCCCGGCAGACAGAGCUACGGCCCUGAGGGCCUACCAGGAGGACCAGGAUUAAGGACCCCCGGACCUCCUGGACCACCAGGCAGAUCUGUCAGCAACCAGCCCGGCAGGUUUGACAAUCUACCAGGAGCGCCAGGACGACCAGGAGGCCAGGGACCACCUGGAGCCAGUGGAUACAAAGGACCCAAAGGGGAACUGGGUGACUGUAACUGCCUGGGAGGAGGCACCACAGCUGAGGUGGGGGCCCCGGGGGCUCCUGGGUCUGAUGGAAGACCUGGUGCCUUCGGCAGGAAGGGCGAAAGCGGAGACCCAGGCAUACCCGGUUUCGGAGGACAACCAGGAACACCUGGCCGUGUGGGCGAGAGGGGUUUCUUCGGGCGUAAAGGAGAAAAGGGUGCCUCCUUCUACCCCUCGUUCAGCGGAGGGAUCCAGGGUGAACAGGGGGCACAGGGCCUUCGAGGGCCCCCUGGAAACAUGGGCCGACCCGGGAGAGACGGACUUCCUGGGUCCCCCGGACAGCCUGGGCCUCCUGCUGAUGUUGAUGGCUAUGGAACCAUUGGAGAGAGAGGAUUCCCAGGGUUCUCAGGCGCCAAAGGUCGCGCCGGUGAACCUGGAGAGAACGGGAUUGGCUACCAGGGUUCCAUCGGCUCCCGUGGGUUUCCAGGCGACUCGGGCUUUGCGGGGUUACCAGGGCAACCUGGUUUACCUGGCCCUCCAGGGCUGACGCUACCAUGUCGUCUACCUGGUGAGGAUGGAAUCCCCGGCCUCCCCGGAAUACCUGGAAGACUAGGUCCCAAGGGCGAGCCAGGUUUCCCAGGUGGUCCCGGUCGGCCCGGUUUUGACGGAGGGAAGGGAGAGAGAGGAGACCCAGGUUACGGGGGCCAGCCUGGGCCACAAGGUUUCCCUGGCCCCAGAGGAGAUGCGGGUGGCCCAGGUAUCCCAGGCGAGGGUCGUCCAGGGGCCCCAGGGAAGAACGGGCUCCCGGGGCGGCCAGGGGGGAAGGGCCGGCCGGGGGAGGUGCUGGGGUCCUCAACAGGGCUCCCUGGAACACCUGGGUUCCCAGGAGGACCAGGAGACAAGGGAGAGCCAGGAGCAUCAGGACUUCCCGGAGGAUCAGGUUUUGAUGGUCGGUCGGGCAUUCCCGGAGCUAAGGGUGAGCGCGGUACGGAUGGCUACCCUGGAACUCUAGGUCUUCCCGGACUUCCUGGAGACAGAGGCAAUGGAUUUCCCGGUCCUGCUGGACCAGCCGGAAGCAAAGGAUUUCCCGGUUCUCCAGGCUACCCCGGUUUAAAAGGAGCCAGAGGUGACACGGGCUUCCCAGGCCCAACUGGGAGGAAGGGACAACCAGGACAACCAGGAGGGGAUGGAUCAUCAGGACUCAGGGGCCUUCUGGGACCACCGGGCCCUGGGGGAAGAAACGGCAUCCCUGGGGGACCAGGAAGGAAGGGCGAGAGCGGUUACCCUGGACUGGUAGGUUUCCCCGGAAUGCCAGGUAACCCUGGAAGACCUGGUGGACCAGGAGGUAAAGGAGCUCCGGGGUUCUCAGGAAAAGACGGCCUGCCCGGUGACUUCGGAGCGCCAGGACCUAAAGGUGACCAAGGUUACCGUGGUCUCCCUGGCCCACCCGCUCUGCCCCCCAGAGUAGAUUACCUGGAGAAGGGACAGAGGGGCGACAACGGUGCCAACGGACUACCAGGUUUCCCUGGACCUAGAGGUGACAAGGGUUUCCCAGGCCAGCCUGGUCGUCAGGGUUUGCCCGGGCUGCCUGGUUAUGCUGACAGGGCUAAAGGGGAACCAGGACUCCCCGGUCUCCCCGGACGCCCAGCCGGGCCAGGCUACCCAGGCCCUAUUGGAUCUCCCGGUAUCAUCGGCUUCCCUGGCAUGCCUGGACCAAGGGGUGACGAUGGCAGGCCUGGUUUCCCUGGUAACCCUGGAGUCCCUGGUCAGCCAGGUGCUAAAGGGGAGAGAGGUGACUCAUCCGGCUACCCCGGAAGUCCCGGAGCUAAAGGUGAGUCCGGAACCCCCGGUUACCCAGGUGGCCAAGGUGCUAAUGGCGCCCCCGGCGACAACGGUUUCCCAGGGGGCCCUGGGUUCAGCGGACAGAAGGGAGAAGCGGGAGUUCCUGGAAGACCCGGACUCUUGGGUACCCCUGGUUUCACUGGGGCUAAGGGUCUGAACGGAUACCCAGGAGGAAGAGGUCUCGACGGGACGACUGGCCGCCCCGGGUCCCCUGGAUCAUCUGGAGAGAAAGGUCUGUCGGGAUCUCCUGGUCUUGAUGGACUCAACGGACUGGCUGGACCGAACGGUCUACCAGGAACCCCGGGUUAUAGUGAGGAGGGGCGCCCCGGCACCCCUGGAGCGGCCGGUUUGAAGGGAGAGAGGGGAUCCUCCAUCCCAGGACCCCCGGGAUACAACGCGGAGAAGGGAGCGAGAGGAGAGUCAGGGGGUCCUGGUAUGACGGGCUUCCCAGGUCUGCCUGGUCGUCGUGGGGAGACAAUCGGCUCCAAUAUCCCUGGACCUCUGGGAGACCCAGGCCUGCCCGGACUCGAUGGAGGAGAAGGUUACGGGGGUCCUCCAGGCCCCCCAGGCCCACCGGGGCCCAGUACGGCCCAGGGAGACAGGGGUGACGCUGGGCUACCUGGCUUCCCCGGCACCCCUGGGAGACGUGGAGACCCUGGAGGUCCCGGUGGCUCAGGAAGGGAAGGCAGCCCUGGGUUCAAUGGAGAGAGAGGCGACUCUGGGUACAGUGGAGUGUCAGGAACCAAAGGCUACCCUGGAGAUCCAGGAUAUUACGGAGGGAAAGGACCCAAAGGAAGGAAAGGUCCUUCUGGUCGUAAGGGGCCCCCAGGUAUAACUUUACCGCCCUCGAUCUUCGAGACUCCCUAUGGAGACUUGGGAGGCCCUGGGCUCAACGGAGCUCCAGGGGCCAUGGGAGAACCAGGCAAUCCCGGCAUUCCAGGCAGAGGGGGUCCUAAAGGCAGGCCCGGGGCGGUGGGGAAGCUGGGGAGGAACGGAGGGUCAGGUCUGGAUGGACCUCUGGGAGACCCUGGUUCUCCUGGUUUCCCUGGACCUUCCGGAUCACAAGGUCUGCCUGGUAAGCCUGGUCUGCAGGGUCCCUCUGGCAGUGUGGCCCGCAGCAGGAGUGUUGGUUUCACCCUGGUGAAACACAGUCAGAACAACCAGGUACCCAUGUGUCCCCAGGGCAUGUCCCGGCUCUGGGAGGGAUACAGUCUGCUGUACGUAGAGGGGCAGGAGAAGGCACACAACCAGGACCUCGGUAUGGCGGGCUCCUGCCUCCCCCGUUUCAGCACUGUCCCCUUCCUCUACUGCACGCCCAACGAGAUCUGUUACUACGCCAGCCGCAACGACAAGUCCUAUUGGCUGUCCACCACUGCGCCCAUCCCCAUGAUGCCGGUGGGAGAGGAGGCCAUCAGCCAGUACAUCAGCAGGUGCUCCGUGUGCGAGGCCAUGUCCCAGGCUGUGGCCGUCCACUCCCAGGACCUCACCAUCCCCACCUGCCCUGCUGGCUGGAGGUCCCUCUGGAUCGGGUACUCCUUCCUCAUGCACACAGCUGCCGGGGCAGAGGGCGGAGGCCAGUCCCUUGUUUCACCCGGCUCCUGUCUGGAAGACUUCCGCGCAACUCCCUUCAUCGAGUGUAACGGGGCUAAGGGCACCUGCCACUUCUUUGCCAACAAGUACAGCUUCUGGCUGACCACGGUGGAGCCUAACCGCGAGUUCAACCCCCCUCCGAUGGACACGCUGAAGGGAGGCAACCAACUUAGCAGAGUCAGUCGCUGUCAGGUCUGCAGUAAGAUCUUGUAGCCGGGAGAAGAGUCGAAGAUAGAGAGAUAGAGAGAAGAAAUGGAAAACACAGAGACUGAAACAACAAAAGAGAGGGUGAUGAUUACUUCUCAGAAAGAAAAAGAGAGAGGAGGUAAAAAAUUAAAAAACAUUCCCCCUUAAAAAAAAUGAUUGACCAGAUGACUGACUAAAUUUAAGCACCGUCCCCUGCUUCAUCCCAGGAUCUCACUUGGGGUGUAAAGGUGUCCUGAAGAGCUGACGAGGGCACUUCUGUGGGUUUAUGAUGCGUGAAUAUCGAUGUUAGAGAGAGGGGGAUGGAUAUAGAACGAGAGAGAGAGAGGGAGGGAUGGAGAGAUGUGGGGUCUGGGUUUUGAUUGCUCUGCACUAGGAUAUCACUGACAGUGUUGCUAAUAUGUGUCUUUAUGUGGGUGUUUUAUCGUUACUAUGGCUACGUGGUCUGAAAACAUUCACGGCUACCUAGUGCAACUGCAAACCAACCCUUCGGACCACACUGAACCGUUUCCCCUUCCUGGCUACGUCCCAAAUGCCCCCCUAUUCCCUAUAUAGUACACUACUUAUGGCUUGGGCUCCAUAGGCCUCUGGUCACAAGUAGUGAACAAUACAGGGUUCCAUUGGGACAGAUCUCUACCAUAACAACUACAGUCAUCAACCUGAGAGACCUGCUAUACUGUACAUACCUAUUUACUGCUAGCCAACCACUUUAACACACACACACCAAUGAUAUCUUUGAUAUCUGAGAUACAGUAAGACUCUAUUACCAAUAUGUCUUAUUUUUAUGUUACCCGACUCCGGGACUCAACUUGACAACAGUUUGGAAAAAGGCCCUUUUAAAAUACUAGAAUGAUUGGCAUAGAUAGUGAGACAACAUCGUCCAAUGACGAAUCACAGUAUUAGAACAAAAACAAUUGGUCCUAAGAGACCAUGUAUGUGAAUGUAUUGCACUGAUGUGAAUUGCAAUAAUGGGUAAGAUAUAAAUGUCAGUCCGUCUGUAACAGUCAGUCCGCAACGUUUGACUUGUCAAUCAAACGUGUGCCUUUUCAGUUUAGCUAUAGUGACGGACGGUGAAGAUUUAGGUUCACCACCACAGAAACAAACCUAUCAGCUCCUCGAUUCACUGCUGGCACACCAAUCAGCAACAACAAACGCACAUGAUUAUUAUGGUUAUUUCAUCUCACUCCACAAUGUAUGUUUCCGCCCACAGUGAGAUCCUGAUAGUUGUGGAAAAGGGUGGGACUUGUAAUGCAAAUGUACUAUAACUGCCACAGAGCGGACAGGACACUACAAGAGCGUUGGGCCAGUAACCGAAAUGUUGCCGGUUCGAAUCCCUAGCUAAUUAUGUGACAAAUCUGCCGAUGUGCCCUUGAGCAAGGCACUUAACCUUAAUUGCUCCUGUAAGUCACUCUGGAUGAGAGUGUCUGCUAAAUUAGUAAAAUGUCAAAUUAAAGUUGCUUAAUGGCAAUUACAUUUUCCCAAGACAAACACAAAUGUUCGGGGAAACAGAUAUAGAGCACUGCUACUUUACUUCAACUCUCUCGCUGACUCUGGAAUGGGUGACCAAGCUGAUAGUACGAUGCACCAAAUCAUACUUAUUUAAAACCGUCAUAUUCUGCAGGGUUUCACUCACUCACUCUACUCACCUCGCUAGCCUAUAUCUGCUCACCUCGCUAGCCUAUCUGCUCACCUCGCUAGCCUAUCUGCUCACCUCGCUAGCCUAUCUACUCUCCAUGUUUUGUGACCAAAAUGUUUUUAGUUUUUUUAUAAAAACCCGCCACCCACCAUGCUCAAGCCAAAACAUACAAGUACGCAAUAACCGCUUGGAAGGCAUCCCAAAUAAAUUGAUUUUGUCCCCCCACACCAAACGAGAUCACGACACGCAGGUUAAAAUAUCAAAACAAACUGUGAACUAUUUGUUAAUUUGAGGACAGGUCAAAAAGCACUAAACAUUUAUGGCAAUUUAGCUAGCUAGCUUGCAGUUGCUAACUAAUUUGUCCUAUUUAGCUAGCUUGCAGUUGCUAACUAAUUUGUCCUAUUUAGCUAGCUUGCAGUUGCUAACUAAUUUGUCCUAUUUAGCUAGCUUGCAGUUGCUAGCUAAUUUGUCCUGGGAUAUAAACGUUGAGUUGUUAUUUUACCUGAAAUGCACAAGGUCCUCUACUCCACCAAUUCAUCCACACAUAAAACGGUCAACCAAAUAGUUUCUAGUCAUCUCUCCUCCUUCCAGGGGCGGCAGGUAGCCUAGUGGUUGAGCAUUGUGCCAGUAACCAAAAGGUUGCUAGAUCAAAUCCCCGACCUGACAAGAUAAAAUCUGUCGUUCUGCCCCUGAACAAGGCAGUUAACCCACUGUUCCUAGUCCGUCAUUGUAAAUAAGAAUUUGGUCUUAACUGACUUGCCUAGUUAAAUACCAUUUUUUUAAAUGUUUAAAUCCAGGCUUUUUCUUCUUUGGACUUUAUAUGGCGAUUGGUGAUACCACGACGACCAACCGAACUAAGUCAAUCUUUCAAUCACCCACGUGGGUAUAACAAAUGAGGAGAUGGCUCGUGGGUAUCUGCUUCUAUAAACCAAUAAGGAGAUGGGAGAGGCAAUAAUUUAAUAACAUGUAUGUGUACAUUUAUUUUGCAACGCUCGCACACACGGCACAAGUGGUGUAGUCAGCAUGUUAGAAUGUUUGUUAUUGUACAGAAGCUUACUAUACAUUUUUAUCAACGUUAAGGCCUAUUGUGUUCUGGUAGUCCCUAUCUGCUGUCCUUAGCCUGUUUUGUUAAUGGCCACGUUCCAGAGCCGACUACAUUUAGGUUCCAGAGCCGACUACAUUUGGUUCUAGAGCUGACUACAUUAGGUUCCAGAGCCAACUACAUUAGGUUCCAGAGCUGACUACAUUAGGUUCAAGAGCCGACUACAUUAGGUUCCAGAGCCAACUACAUUAGGUUCCAGAGCCGACUACAUUAGGUUCCAGAGCUGACUACAUUUAGGUUCCAGAGCUGACUACAUUAGGUUCAAGAACCUACUACAUUAGGUUCCAGAGCCGACUACAUUAGGUUCCAGAGCCGACUACAUUAGGUUCCAGAGCUGACUACAUUAAGUUCCAGAACCUACUACAUUAGGUUCCAGAGCCGACUACAUUAGGUUCCAGAGCCGACUACAUUAGGUUCCAGAGCUGACUACAUUAGGUUCCAGAACCUACUACAUUAGGUUCCAGAGCCGACUACAUUAGGUUCCAGAGCCAACUACAUUAGGUUCCAGAGCUGACUACAUUAGGUUCCAGAACCUACUACAUUAGGUUCCAGAGCCGACUACAUUAGGUUCCAGAGCCGAGUACAUUAGGUUCCAGAGCUGACUACAUUAGGUUCCAGAGCCAACUACAUUAGGUUCCAGAGCUGACUACAUUAGGUUCCAGAGGUGACUACAUUAGGUUCCAGAGCUGACUACAUUAGGUUCCAGAGCCGACUACAUUAGGUUCCAGAGCCGACUACAUUAGGUUCCAGAGCUGACUACAUUACAGACGCCUACCAGAUCUCACAACACCUGAAUAGGUGAUUAACAUAUCAGCUGUUCACAUUCUAUGAUCUAGCAAUCUGAUUGAUGCCUAACUGCGUAGUCGAUGAGUUGGCUCACAACCAUUGGUUGGUGGUUGAUGCAAAGCAACACCUGGAAUGUAGGAGGCCUGGAACGUGGCCAUUGUCGCUGAAUUUAUGUUAAAGGUACUGGGUGACUUAAUAAAUUGUAACCACUAUGACCACUAUGUCUAUCACAUAGGCCCAUCUCUCGUUGGUAGCCCUGAGUACAUUAUUUGUCCUCAUGUGUCAUUGUUUUGUCUGUAAUCUAGAUUAUAAUUAUUUUUACUUCACAGUAUGUAUCCCCUGUAUCAAAAGUUAUUUACAAAUACAUUUGACAAAAUACAAAAAACUAAAACAUUCCUCUACAACCCAUGGCAAAAAUGUGUAGAAUUGCAGGAAAUUAAACUAACAUUUAAAGAUGGGGCCAGUACAAUCAAAACAGUCUGUACAUUCGACGGUAGGAACGGAUAUAUGUUUUUAUAUGGAAAUACAUACAGUACUAUGAUUAUAUUUGAAUGACCCAAAAGGAUAAAACACAUUUUUAUUGUCGCUCUUUUGACACAGUCCUCUGAUGGUAAAUAAAUUCCACCAUCUUUAAAAGGAAUUUUGAGAAAACCGGAAUAUUUAUUUUUCUUCAUACAAAUCCACAUUUGACAUGUAUAACAGAAACAGCCUACAAUGAUUAUGCAGUUGUGCUACAUUUUCCUCAAAGAGGAUAAACAACAGAAUUGAAUGAGUCUGAAAUGUGUAUUCUUGUGUUCACACUGAAAUAAAGUAUUACAAUUUAAUCAGAUUAAAAAAGAAUGAUUAAGAUUAUGUGAGAACAAUGUAACUAAAUUAUAGACCACCAAUACAAAUAAAAUACAAUUUUAUUGGUCACAUAUUUAGCAGA
Messenger RNA from Oncorhynchus kisutch (coho salmon), 9664 nucleotides. Its product is annotated as collagen alpha-6(IV) chain. NCBI's taxonomy places the organism in Eukaryota, Metazoa, Chordata, Actinopteri, Salmoniformes, Salmonidae. Gene Ontology annotation, biological process: extracellular matrix organization. Gene Ontology annotation, cellular component: collagen trimer. The record is from RefSeq and is a predicted model, not a curated record. Gene Ontology annotation, molecular function: extracellular matrix structural constituent conferring tensile strength.